Molecule: messenger RNA, 678 nt
Organism: Fonsecaea pedrosoi CBS 271.37
Lineage: Eukaryota; Fungi; Ascomycota; Eurotiomycetes; Chaetothyriales; Herpotrichiellaceae
Exons: 3
Coding region: 1-678 (225 amino acids)
Source: RefSeq, a predicted model, not a curated record
AUGAAGAUCAUUAUCACGGGGGCCACUGGUUUUGUCGGGAGGGAAGUCGUGGUCCAAGCGAUCGAGAACCCGAGGAUUUCCUACAUCAUUGUACUGACGAGGCGCAAUAUUGACGAGACACUGAGCCAAAGUCCCAAGGUGCAGGUGAUCCGUCACAAGGACUUUUUAUCAUACCCGACAGACCUCCUCCAACAACUCUACGGAGUCCAAGGUUGUAUUUGGUGUCUGGGAGGGAAGGUCGAGGACUUUCCCGAUCUCCAGACUGCGAGGACGGUCGGCGUGGAUUUCACCUUGGCCGCCGCCAACGCCUUGGUGAGAGGUGUCUGUCCGACUCUGCCACCGGGACAGAGACUCCGGUUUGUCUUCUGCAGCGGCAACGGCGCGGAAUGGGACCAGGACAGGAAGCUCUGGCUGUUCUCCGACACGCGGAAACUGAAGGGCGCUGCUGAACGGGGUUUGCUCGACAUCGCCAAUACCCAUCCAGAUGUGUUUGAGGUAAUCGUGCUCCGGCCCGGUGGGGUCGUGCGCGAUGAGAGCAUCUUUCUCGGCAAGAUCGCAUCGCUGAUGACGCCCGUCGUCACGGUUACUCAGCUGGCGAAGGCGCUGGCGAGAUUCUGCAUCGACCCACCGCCAGAGAAGGUCGUUGAGAACCAGCAAAUUCUGAAGCUUGGCUCUUGA